AAUAAGCGGUUGGAGUUGCUGACAUAAAUUGUUAUUUCGCUUUGUUGGAGCAUUUGCACACGCUUUUCUACUCGUAUUUUCGUUAUUUUCUAUCUUUUAAUACUGGCUUUUAUUACGAUUUGCGGUUACUCAGUCAGAUUUAAGCUGCCGUCGGACGAAUAACGAACUAAUGAAGUUGGUAUUGUGCACGUAUUGUUGUGUAUUGGGCGUGCGGAUGGCGAUCACUUUGGUUUGACGCAAGAUAAAUGCAAUAUAUUACCUAUAAUUAUUUCAAAAUGGCAAAAAUGAAAGUAAAACAGUUCAUAUUCGAUUUUGUGCUUAACUACGGAAUUCGCUUACAGUGACUAUAAUUUCGAAAAGCAAUCGCUACAGAUGUUAAAAUAUUGCCACAUAGUAUACAAACUGCCCCAAAUAAAACAAAAAAAAGUAUUUUUGCUUAAAAUGACAUGUGAUACAACAACUGCGAUAGCUGAGAAAAAAGAGAAAGUAUUUGUAUUCUGACACUACAUAUGUGCGCUUAGUAGAUCAUGAAUGAUAAAGAGCGAUCGUACACACAUACAUAUGUACCUACAAAUCUACUAAACUAUUUACCAUAUUAAUAAUAAGAACAACGAUUUCACUUUACGCUUUGCUGACCGCAUGUGCUUGCCAGUGGUGUUCUUGUCGUUGUCGUCAAAAUGACUGACUCUGAGCCAGUGAGUCUGGAAUUCAUUGAAGAUCCAUAUUUGCCCAAAUUGGAUAAUAUAACUCCAUCGCUAGAUGAGCCUACCGAAUUGGAUGAUCAUUAUGCCGAUUUGGCCAACGAUUGGACCAACGAGACUGAACAGUAUUUAAGAAAUUUAACAUUAGAUCAAAUUUUCUACGAUGUAGAUUCGGAUUAUACGAACACGCUUGAGCUUCAGGCUGUGGAGACAGAAUUUAUAGCAACAAAAUUAGCCAAGCAAUUGCCUUCAUCUUCGAUAGCAAAACGUUUUCGAUUGCGUUUCUUUACAAAACGCUCAAUGCGUGAGGUUAAAGUAACGUUUAUUGAUUUCUCCAAGCCUUAUUUGGCCAAGAUAUCGAGUAGUGAGAAUUACAAGAAGUUCUUAAAUAUUGGCACUCCAUCAGCUACCACAACAACAACAACAAUGACUAAAACAAACAACACCAAAGAUACUACUUCAAAGCUGUCGGAGCCAGCAUCUCCAGUUGCAUCUGUUGCAUCCGCAGAUAUAGCUGCCGAGUUUGCUGCACUUAGCGUUGAGGAGCAGGAGAGGCAACACGCCGAAUGGAGCCAAGAGCUUGCACGCGUUGAAGAGGAAAUAAAUACAUUGCGUACGGUGUUGGCAUCGAAAACGCGACAUGCUUCAGAUUUGAAGCGCAAAUUGGGCAUUACCAUGUGGAAGGAGAUUACAGACGAUAUGAAUCAAGGCCUGAAGAAUGUCAAAGAGAGCUCAGUUUUUCAAAGCGUCGAACAGAGCGUUGGUAAUCUGACAAAGGCCGUACAUGAUGCCCCAAUUUUCCAACGCACCGAAUCGGUGCUCAAGUCGACAACGGAAAAGACCGCGUCGGUUUUUGGUAGCAUAACCAGCGGCAUUACAUCUAAAUUUUCACAAAUGAAAAAUUCCGAAUCGAUGCGUUCGAUCGAAGAGAAGGUUGGCUCAGCCUAUGAGAAUGUUAAAGUAAGCUAUGAACACAACAAUUUUUUGUGUCAACCCCAUGCGACACGAGUGUCCACUUCACGUUCGGGUUCGAUUAACAGUUUCCCUGAUGCCUUAAAUGAAAACAAUUCAUCGUCCGGCCUGAAUUCGCCAACCGAUUCUGUUACAAAAUAAACGCGAAACAUUGCAACUCCUCUAUUUAGUUUUAAUAUUACAAACCCAUUUGCCGUAAUUGCAACUUUGUAUCUUGUACUUGUAUUCAUACUAUAUUGUAAUUGUAAUUGCAGUCGAACAGUUUUCGCAACAAUUGCAAUACAACUACAGCACACACAUGAAGAAACAAAAACGAAACAGCUGAUCCACUGUCCUCAUGCAGCCAUGAGUGAAAGUUUUGGAAUUUUCUAUAAAUGUACGUAGUAUUUUUAUUUUUGCAAUUUACCAGCAAAGAAAAAGCAAAAAAAAAAUAAAAUAAAAAACCCAACAAAAACAAAAGCAUAGCAAGAAAAUAACAACAAUUUGUAUACACACUUACUUUAACCCUGUAACUUAGAUACAUACCUAUAUUUAUAUGGAAUUUUUCAAACUACUUAAAUGCUAAAGCGAUGCAAAGAAAUUAGACGAAAACCUUAAACAAAAAAAUAAUUAGUUUUGGAGCUCUUUUUGCGGAAAGUAUUGCAAAUUUCAAAUUGUCACUUUCAUAAAACUUUUCGGAUCUGUGGUUUAAGGGCCCAACAAAAAUGUGAAGCAACUGUUGAUAUUUUAAGCUGAACCCCAAUCAAAAAAACAAAAAAAGUUUAACGCAUGUGUUUUUCAUCUUUACAAGUAUUUUUAAUCAACUAACUAAGCAAUAAAUACUAUUUUCCCAUCAUAUUUAAUUUGGUUAAAAAAUACGAUGAAAUGUUAAAAUAGCUUAUGAAUUAAUUUAUGUAUGUACGUUAGAAAUUUUUUCUUCAUUUUCAAUUAUUGUAUUUUGCUUUUUGUUUUAGGCUUUAACCCGUGUAAUCCAAUGGCGUUUAUAAUGUUUCUGUUUCUGUUUCUGUUUAGCACUUAAUGCAUACAUAAAUAUUUGAAAUCACUACUUCGCAUUUGUUUUGAAAAAUGUUGCGUUAAUUAAUAAAAAAAAACUACAUAAGCGUGAAUUGUGCUUAAAAAGUUGAAUAAUAAGCCGAGUUGUGUGCAGCAGCAUUUUUGAAAUUUAUUUCCAUAAAACUAUUGAUCUAAAUAUAUUCCACUUUAAUCAUACAAUAAUAUUGUUAAGUGUAUUUUUGCUAAAUAAAUAAAUAAAUAAAUAAAAAACAAUUGAGUGUACAUGUA
Messenger RNA from Anastrepha ludens (Mexican fruit fly), 2954 nucleotides. RefSeq names its product tumor protein D52. Gene Ontology annotation, cellular component: cytoplasm. The transcript is spliced from 6 exons. The coding region runs from base 678 to 1814 and encodes 378 amino acids. The record is from RefSeq and is a predicted model, not a curated record. NCBI's taxonomy places the organism in Eukaryota, Metazoa, Arthropoda, Insecta, Diptera, Tephritidae.